AUGAAGGGCCUUGCAACCAUUCUCGUUUUAGCUAUGUACUCAUCGUUAGUACUAGCGGAUCUUCCUCAUUACACCACCUACAAAAGUUUUCAAACUGCAUUCUACGAAUGUGCUGAAUACUAUCGAGUUCCGAACUGCACCGUUCGACGGUACAUCGAACAAUCCUAUCCACCGGAGGACGAAGUGAAGAAACUUAUCCGCUGCACGCUGAUUGAUUUGGGCAGCUGGGAUGAUGCCAGUGGUGUGCGUGAAUAUGUACUUAGGAAUUACUUCGUUCCUUCGCCGGAUGACACCUGCUACGAAAGACGGACCCGUGAAUGUCUCGCCAACCUGGACUACUACUGUGACCUCUCGCGUGCCUACGAAUCAUUCAAGUGCUUCUAUCGCUACUAUGGAGAACUUGUCACGGAUGAUAAAUUCGUUCCCAACGAACAGUUGGAAUUGCAACAGCUUGCUCUUACUAGUCUAACCAUCGCUAAUCUUCCCUACGAAGUUCUUGUUCAAUACUGCAAAGGUGACAUAGAAGGUGAACAACAUUUCCCAGAAUUACUGUUCCUAAUCCUGGUACGAGGUGGAUACUACAGCACACAGAACGGUUGGAAUCUGGCAAAUUGGUACACUCAACUUGGCGACGAUUCGUUGUUGGAUCCUUACACACAGCAGUGCAUCGAUGAUGUUGCGAAGGAGAAAUGCAACGCCGACGAAGUCGAAAAGCUGUUCACCACCUGGCAGAGAUGUUUGUCACAGUACACUCUCAUUUCACAAUACAUCCAGCAAGCAGCCAAGACACUGGUCGGUGAUCCAGAUGGUUGUAUUUGCACGAACGCCCUCUAUAAUGGAAACUAA
This is a messenger RNA of Sabethes cyaneus, 846 nucleotides long. Its product is annotated as general odorant-binding protein 69-like. The coding region runs from base 1 to 846 and encodes 281 amino acids. The record is from RefSeq and is a predicted model, not a curated record. Gene Ontology annotation, molecular function: odorant binding. NCBI's taxonomy places the organism in Eukaryota, Metazoa, Arthropoda, Insecta, Diptera, Culicidae. The transcript has a single exon. Gene Ontology annotation, biological process: sensory perception of smell.